AUGCAAUUGUGGCACCUGUCUGCAAGAGGAAAAAAGCUGCGAUUUGUUGACAUGGCUGUUGAGGCGAACAGCGUGGCCCUCCUGCAGUUUCUAAAGAAAAUAGAACUGAUAAAACAGGGUGCAGAAGCUCGUGUAUAUCGGGGGCCGUUUUUGGGCAGGCCGACCAUUGUUAAAGAAAGGUUUCCUAAAUUGUAUAGGCACCCGCUGCUGGAUGAAAAACUCACACAUCGCAGAACCGUGCAAGAGGUGCGCUCAAUACUUCGCUGUCGAAAAGCUGGUGAGUGACUGCUGGGGUUCUAAUCAUGGUUUCAAAUCAUGAAAUUAAUCGAAGUUGCAGAGCUGCACCUACCCCUGAGCUUUAUUAGUGUCUAAUAUUUCUCUAUCUCUCUCCCUCUAGGCAUAUCUGCACCAGUCAUCUACUUUGUAGACUACACCUCCCACUGCAUCUUUUUUGAAGACAUUGUGGGCUCCAUCACCGUCAGAGACCACAUCGCCUCCACGCAGCUCUCCUCCACCCAGAAAAGCCCAGAGGAACGUCUGGACCAGCUCGCUAAGAAGAUGGGUCAGAUUCUGGCCAAAAUGCAUGACGAGGAUGUCGUCCAUGGAGACUUGACCACGUCCAACAUGCUGCUGAAGGCUGGCGCUCAGAGUGGCGAGACGGAGCUGGUCCUCAUUGACUUUGGCCUGAGCUACAUAUCGGCCUUGCCCGAGGACAAGGGAGUGGACAUGUACGUGCUGGAGAAAGCUUUCCUGAGCACCCACCCCAACACAGAUGUUCUAUUCGAGAAGCUGCUGAAGGCCUACGCAGCCUCGUCCAAGAAGUCCCACGCCGUUAUCAAAAAACUUGACGAAGUUCGGUUGAGAGGGAGAAAGAGGUCGAUGGUUGGUUAAAGGGAACCUAUGAGAUCGUUUGUGACAAUGCAUUUACAAGGACAUGGCCCGUUUGGCACUGAUUUGUUAAAUGUUCUAUUUGAUAUUUAGAUGGAAGCAUAUAGGCAUAGAUAGUGGAGAGGCUGUCGGUGUGACAAUGUUACUACAAAUAUUUGUUUUUGAAAUAAAACACCUUUGGCUUUAUUGGUUUGUCUUUUUUCUUAACAUAAUAAUAUACGCUAUUUAGCAGACGCUUUCAUCCGAAGUGACUCACAGUCAUGCAUUCUAAGUAUGGGUGGUCCCCGGAAUCGAAUCCACUAUUCUGGUGUUGCAAGCUCUAUGCUCUACCAACUGAGCUACAGAGGACCACUUUACAUUUUAGUCAUUUAGCAGACGCUCUUAUCCAGAGCGACUUACAGUUAGUGAGUGCAUACAUUUUUUAAAUUUAUUUUAAAUUUUUUAUACUGGCCCCCCGUGGGAAUUGAACCCACAACCCUGGCGUUGCAAACUGGUUAAUUCAAUGUGAUGAGAAUCUAGAAUGGGGUUCUUCAUUCUGCCCCACACGAUGUGCCCGCAGGCAAUGAUUUCUCAAUCCCAUUUCUAUUGUGCCUUUUUGAUGGCCCACAAUCAUAUUUACUGUUAUGUAAGGAAGGCCUUACUUGGGAUAUUUGAUGAGCUUUCCUGUUUCAAUUGGAGCUGGGAAAUCACAUGACUGAGAUAGGCAUGUAAAUGUUUACUUUCAGAAUUUCUCUCCAGUCCUGCCACGGUAAAAAUCCCAACCAAAGGUGAAUCCCAAUGAAUAGCAGCUGGGAUAUUAACAAUGUCAUCACAAUUAUGCUCAUCCUUUUGGAUUGUAAAGGUACAGAGGAAAAACACUCAGUAUUUUGAUUGUCUUUGUAUUUUCACCAGGGUUUUCUUAGAAGUAUUGGGACAAAGGUCAGUCAGCCCUAAAAGCAAACAACAGUACUUGUCUUGGCUACGAAACAAGUUCAGUUUUCAGUUUUUAUUAUUGUUGUAUUACUAAAUGUAUGCGAAGACAUCCUACAGUAGCUGUUUAUGCUUUGCAUGUUUUUUUUAUGGGGAUAUCUUAAAAUACCUGCAAGAUACAUGCUGCAGUCUCACGUGCAAAAUAGAGAGGUCACUUUUCAAAUACUGCAGCAAGGCACUUAAACUCCAUCCCAAACUAUCAUUCCAAUGCAGAAAGAUAUAACCCAAAGUGGUUUGUGUUUUGGACUUUGUAGGUGCAAUGGCAGAGCCUACAAAGAAGUUAACCAUCUUAGCUGGCACUGACGUUACCCUAUACUGUCCUUUUAUCAAGCUGGACCAUGUACUGCUGAAGAAGAUCACAGUUGAGUGGGGGAUCAUGGUGGAUAAAGACACCAUAAAGUGCCUGGUGUAUACAUUCCAGAAUGAGACUGCUAAGGUUCAUGGUGAAGGUUCUCAGGUGGACCAAAUGGGGUUGCUUCAGGGCAAUGCCUCCCUUCAUCUGUUGAAUGUGACUGUGGCUGACGAGGGACUCUACCACUGCAGAGUGAUCAUCGAUCCCAACACGUGCAAAUUCUCCUCUCAGCUGGAAGUGUCAGGUGCUGUCUGACAAGCUGUGUUUGCCCGUUCUUUUGUACAUUUGAUGACCAUUAAUAAUUUGGACCAGUGACAAAUAGCACCUCUAUACACCUCUGCAAUGCUAUUGAUAUUGCUGUGAGAGUAAGUGGAAUUGCUCAGAAUAGGCCUACAGUAUUAUCCUAAUUAGUGUGUCUUGCAUAUACAAAAAGUUGUUUAGGUAAGGCUUUAUCUUACAUUCACAGUUGCCUGAUUUACACCAUAGGGCUGAACCAUACUGUGUUUCUCAUUUUCACAUGAUCCUUUCCAGCACUGUUCCAGCAGCUAUGUCGAAUGCACAACCACGCUAGACCAGCUCAGCUCAGCUCGGCUCGGCUCAGUAGUUUGAAAAUGGUAAGUGAGUGAAAUAAAUUGAGUAUUUUCUCCAUCUUUUCCCUACAGCCAGAUCCUCAAUGUCCCUCUCAGAGACUGCCACGUUAAUUGGGUGGGGGGACGGGGGGACGUUAAUGUGUGACAUCACAGGAUUCUACCUAGAGAAGCUGGCAGUGACCGGGUUGAUCCAAAAUGGCUCCCGGGAGCAUAGCCCGCAGGGCCCUCUCACAAUACAUGUGUACCAGAAUGGCUGUGUCCAAUCCAGACGGCAUCUACAGUGUGAGCAGUCAAAUCAAUGUCCAGGCUCCCCAGGGAGCGGAGGAGCCAUUGACAGUGCAUUCGGAAAGUAUUCAGAACCCUUUACUUUUUCCACAUUUCGUUACAUGACAGCCUUAUUCUAAAAUGGAUUAAAUAGUUUUUUCCCCCCCUCAUCAAUCUAUACACAAUACCCCAUAAUGACAAAGCAAAAACUGGUUUUUAGAAAUGUUAGCAAAUGUAUAAAAAAUAAAUUAAAAAAAGAUCACAUUUACAUAAGUAUUCAGACCCUUUACUCAGUAAUUGUUGAAGCACCUUUGGCACCAAUUACAGCCUCGAGUCUUCUAGGGUAUGACGCUACAAGCUUGGCACACCUGUAUUUGGGGGGUUUCUCCCAUUCUUCUCUGCAGAUCCUCUCAAGCUCUUGGAUGGGGAGCGUCGCUGCACAGCUAUUAUCAGGUCUCUCCAGAGAUGUUAGAUCGGGUUCAAGUCCGGGCUCUGGCUGGGCCACUCAAGGACAUUCAGAGACUUGUCCCAAAGCCACUCCUGCAUUGUCUUGGCUGUGUGCUUAGAGUCGUUGUCCUGUUGGAAGGUGAACCUUCGCCCCUGUCUGAGGUCCUGAGCGCUCUGGAGCAGGUCAAGGAUCUCUCUGUACUUUGCUCCGUUCAUCUUUCCCUUGAUCCUGACUAGUCUCCCAGUCCCUGCCGCUGAAAAACAUCCCCACAGCAUAAUGCUGCCACCACCAUGAUUCACCGUAGGGAUGGUGCCAGGUUUUCUCCAGACGUGACCCUUGGCAUUCAGGCCAAAUAGUUCAAUCUUAGUUUUAUCAGACCAGAGAAUCUUGUUUCUCAUGGUCUGAGCGUCCUUUAGGUGCUUUUUGGCAAACUCCAAGCGGGCUGUCAUGAGCCUUUUAACUGUGGGACCUUAUAUAGACAGGUGUGUGCCUUUCCAAAUUAUAUCCAAUCAAUUGAAUUUACCACAGGUGGACUCCAAUCAAGUUGUAGAAACAUCUCAAGGAUGAUCAAUGGAAACAGGAUGCACCUGAGCACAAUUUUGUGUCUCAUAAAAAAGGGUCUGAAUACUUAAGUCAUUUCUGUUUUUUAUUUGUAAUACAUUUGCAAAAAUGUCUAAAUGUUUCUGCUUUGUCAUUAUGGGGUAUUGUGUGUAGAUUGAUGAAGAAGUGUUUUUCUUUAAUCCAUUUUAGAAUAAGGCUGUAACGUAACAAAAUGUGGAAAGAGUCAAGGGGUCUGAAUACUUUCCGAAUGCACUGUACACCUCUCACAUCACACACAGGUCCUACCCUAUGGGAACUACAGCAAAAGUGUAUUGUUGACCGUGUAAGAUGGGAAGCCAACACACCACUCUCCUAUGAGCUUUAUUCUGGGAUUAAUGACAAAUAGUGCAUUUCGUCAGGUAAUCAACAUAUGAAGAGUUUAUUUCCAAAAUGCUAUAUAUCCACAAUUCUUUCAUAUUUGUGUUUUUUCAUCAGAAAUUAAUGCUUGCUUAUGGGUACCUUUCUGUGUGUGUAAAAUAUGAAUGUCCGCAGAUUUUUUAGUAAUAGAUUUUAGAUGAGUAUUACAAUUGGUUUGUUGCAAAACGCUAUAUACAGUGGGGAAAAAAAGUAUUUAGUCAGCCACCAAUUGUGCAAGUUCUCCCACUUAAAAAGAUGAGAGAGGCCUGUAAUUUUCAUCAUAGGUACACGUCAACUAUGACAGACAAAUUGAGAAAAAAAAAUCCAGAAAAUCACAUUGUAGGAUUUUUUAUGAAUUUAUUUGCAAAUUAUGGUGGAAAAUAAGUAUUUGGUCACCUACAAACAAGCAAGAUUUCUGGCUCUCACAGACCUGUAACUUCUUCUUUAAGAGGCUCCUCUGUCCUCCACUCGUUACCUGUAUUAAUGGCACCUGUUUGAACUUGUUAUCAGUAUAAAAGACACCUGUCCACAACCUCAAACAGUCACACUCCAAACUCCACUAUGGCCAAGACCAAAGAGCUGUCAAAGGACACCAGAAACACGUUUGUAGACCUGCACCAGGCUGGGAAGACUGAAUCUGCAAUAGGUAAGCAGCUUGGUUUGAAGAAAUCAACUGUGGGAGCAAUUAUUAGGAAAUGGAAGACAUACAAGACCACUGAUAAUCUACCUCGAUCUGGGGCUCCACGCAAGAUCUCACCCCGUGGGGUCAAAAUGAUCACAAGAACGGUGAGCAAAAAUCCCAGAACCACACGGGGGGACCUAGUGAAUGACCUGCAGAGAGCUGGGACCAAAGUAACAAAGCCUACCAUCAGUAACACACUACGCCGCCAGGGACUUAAAUCCUGCAGUGCCAGACGUGUCCCCCUGCUUACGCCAGGCCCGUCUGAAGUUUGCUAGAGUGCAUUUGGAUGAUCCAGAAGAGGAUUGGGAGAAUGUCAUAUGGUCAGAUGAAACCAAAAUAGAACUUUUUGGUAAAAACUCAACUCGUCGUGUUUGGAGGACAAAGAAUGCUGAGUUGCAUCCAAAGAACACCAUACCUACUGUGAAGCAUGGGGGUGGAAACAUCAUGCUUUGGGGCUGUUUUUCUGCAAAGAGACCAGGACGACUGAUCCGUGUAAAGGAAAGAAUGAAUGGGGCCAUGUAUCGUGAGAUUUUGAGUGAAAACCUCCUUCCAUCAGCAAGGGCAUUGAAGAUGAAACGUGGCUGGGUCUUUCAGCAUGACAAUGAUCCCAAACACACCGCCCGGGCAACGAAGGAGUGGCUUCGUAAGAAGCAUUUCAAGGUCCUGGAGUGGCCUAGCCAGUCUCCAGAUCUCAACCCCAUAGAAAAUCUUUGGGGGGAGUUGAAAGUCCGUGUUGCCCAGCGACAGCCCCAAAACAUCACUGCUCUAGAGGAGAUCUGCAUGGAGGAAUGGGCCAAAAUACCAGCAACAGUGUGUGAAAACCUUGUGAAGACUUACAGAAAACGUUUGACCUGUGUCAUUGCCAACAAAGGGUAUAUAACAAAGUAUUGAGAAACUUUUGUUAUUGACCAAAUACUUAUUUUCCACCAUAAUUUGCAAAUAAAUUCAUUAAAAAUCCUACAAUGUGAUUUUCUGGAAUUUCUUUUCUGAUUUUGUCUGUCAUAGUUGACGUGUACCUAUGAUGAAAAUUACAGGCCUCUCUCAUCUUUUUAAGUGGGAGAACAUGCACAAUGGGUGGCUGACUAAAUACUUUUUUUUCCCACUGUAUCCAUUGUUUAGCUAGAAUGGAAUGUUUGUAUGAGUCUAGCCUCAUGCUAUAGUGUUUGGUUAGAGUUAGGUCUCAUCCCAAAUUAAACCCUAUUCUCCAUAGUUCACCAAUUUUGACCAGAGCCCAGAUCUCAUAUUACUGUAUUGAUCAUUUAAAAAAUAUUUUUCUAAAUAUCGAUGUCACAAAUGUAUAAUUUGUACAGUUCUUUAUAAAAAAUGUAAUUAUUUGUCACAUUUGACUGUGUAAAACCUUGCAAUGCUACUUUUUUCUAUGAAAGUGAGGUGGAUAUACAGUGGGGAGAACAAGUAUUUGAUACACUGCCGAUCCAGAAAAUCACAUUGUAUGAUUUUUAAGUAAUUAAUUUGCAUUUUAUUGCAUGACAUAAGUAUUUGAUACAUCAGAAAAGCAGAACUUAAUAUUUGGUACAGAAAACUUUGUUUGCAAUUACAGAGAUCAUACGUUUCCUGUAGGUUUUGACCAGGUUUGCACACACUGCAGCAGGGAUUUUGGCCCACUCCUCCAUACAGACCUCUCCAGAUCCUUCAGGUUUCAGGACUGUCGCUGGUCAAUACGGACUUUCAGCUCCCUCCAAAGAUUUUCUAUUGGGUUCAGGUCUGGAGACUGGCUAGGCCACUCCAGGACCUUGAGAUGCUUCUUACGGAGCCACAACUUAGUUGCCCUGGCUGUGUGUUUCGGGUCAUUGUCAUGCUGGAAGACCCAGCCACGACCCAUCUUCAAUGCUCUUACUGAGGGAAGGAGGUUGUUGGCCAAGAUCUCGCAAUACACGGCCCCAUCCAUCCUCCCCUCAAUACGGUGCAGUCGUCCUGUCCCCUUUGCAGAAAAGCAUCCCCAAAGAAUGAUGUUUCCACCUCCAUGCUUCACGGUUGGGAUGGUGUUCUUGGGGUUGUACUCAUCCUUCUUCUUCCUCCAAACACGGCGAGUGGAGUUUAGACCAAAAAGCUCUAUUUUUGUCUCAUCAGACCACAUGACCUUCUCCCAUUCCUCCUCUGGAUCAUCCAGAUGGUCAUUGGCAAACUUCAGACGGGCCUGGACAUGCGCUGGCUUGAGCAGGGGGACCUUGCGUGCGCUGCAGGAUUUUAAUCCAUGACGGCGUAGUGUGUUACUAAUGGUUUUCUUUGAGACUGUGGUCCCAGCUCUCUUCAGGUUAUUGACCAGGUCCUGCCGUGUAGUUAUGGGCUGAUCCCUCACCUUCCUCAUGAUCAUUGAUGAGGUGACGAGGUGAGAUCUUGCAUGGAGCCCCAGACCGAGGGUGAUUGACCGUCAUCUUGAACUUCUUCCAUUUUCUAAUAAUUGCGCCAACAGUUGUUGUCUUCUCACCAAGCUGCUUGCCUAUUGUCCUGUAGCCCAUCCCAGCCUUGUGCAGGUCUACAAUUUUAUCCCUGAUGUCCUUACACAGCUCUCUGGUCUUGGCCAUUGUGGAGAGGUUGGAGUCUGUUUGAUUGAGUGUGUGGACAGGUGUCUUUUAUACAGGUAACGAGUGGAGAACAGGAGGGCUUCUUAAAGAAAAACUAACAGGUCUGUGAGAGCCGGAAUUCUUACUGGUUGGUAGGUGAUCAAGUACUUAUGUCAUGCAAUAAAAUGCAAAUUAAUUACUUAAAAAUCAUACAAUGUGAUUUUCUGGAUUUUUGUUUUAGAUUCCGUCUCUCACAGUUGAAGUGUACCUAUGAUAAAUAUUACAGACCUCUACAUGCUUUGUAAGUAGGAAAACCUGCAAAAUCGGCAGUGUAUCAAAAUACUUGUUCUCCCCACUGUAUCUCGUUUUGCCACAAAAUUUGAUUGUUUGUCACUCUGAAAUGAAACCAUAUAGUGAUAAGUUUCAGACAAAUGUAUGUCUGUCAUUCAACUCUUUCAUAAGUUCUUUAAACAAAAAAAAGCUAAAUAUAGCGUUUUGGAAUGAAACACUUCAAUAAGCUUAUAACUCCUCUCUCUCUCUCAUCAGCUCCAAAAGAACCAAUGUUGUAACACUGGUGGCAGUUACCAGUGUUAAUAUUGUUCUUCUCUGUCAUUGGUGGUGUAUUGGUCCUCUACAGGUAUUUUCACACAGGUACGUUUACAUCCAAGAAGUGAUUAGUAGUAGGUUCAGGUUAGUUUGUGCUGGGGUGAAACAAAAGCCUGCACACUUUGCAGCAUGGUGACUACCGAUGUAAAAGAGUAUGUGAAAUGGUACAAGAAAACAGCCAAUAGGGACUGUUCUGCAGUCUCUAACAGCCACUCAAUGGUGCUGUUAUGGAGCCACGAGGACCUGAGUGACCAGGCUGACAUCCACUCUGAAGGCAUGUACCACCCUGUCCAUAUGCCUGUCUGUCAGUGAGGACCAAGCUAAGUACCAGUGUGUUGUCCUGUACAGAGGCAGGAAGAUCACCAGAGAGACCACUGUGAGUGUAAAAGGUAAUGAUAUAAUGGAAUGGAAUAAUAAUAAACAUGUAUAGGGGGAAGGGGAAACCUAGUCAGUUGCACAACGGAAUGCAUUCAUCUGAAAUGUGUCUUCUGCAUUUAACCCAACCCCUCUGAAUCAGAGAGGUGUGGGGGGCUAAGGUAAUGGAACCAGUGCAGUCAUGCUGAACUGUUCUGUGGUCAAAGUCAGUUAGUAGUCCAGGCUUGAAGUGGGCCUUGAGAGCAAUAUAAAUGAGUUGACAUAUUAAUAUUCAUAUUGCUCCUCAUCAAUCGAGUAGAAUUGAAGACACUGUCAUUCUUAAAGCACAACCAACAUUGGUAACAAAGUCCAGCCAACUGAAUCUGUGCCAUUAUCUAGAAAUGUGUCACUUUUGACUUUGAAUUAACACACUCUUUUCACUUUCCCCAGUGGAUCCAUCAUUCUUUCACAUCUCCAUCAUCCCUCAGAUCUCAAAUGUGGAGAAUUUGCUGGUGCUAUGCUGUUGGGUCGAGAAGUUCUACCCGGACAAAGUCCAUCUCGAGUGGUUGAGAAACGAUGGGGAGCAGGUGUACAGCGUGUGGAGUAAAGUCGAGCUGACCAUGGCUCAGGAGGACGAGAGGGCGGUCUACACGUGCCGCGUGUAUCACUCCAGUUUCCCUGGGCCAGUAUACUAA
Molecule: messenger RNA, 9327 nt
Organism: Coregonus sp. 'balchen'
Lineage: Eukaryota; Metazoa; Chordata; Actinopteri; Salmoniformes; Salmonidae
Source: the annotation of a GenBank genome assembly